CUCCCGGGAGAUAAAGGGGAUCAGGCUGAGCUGGAAACAAGAGCUUCCCUGCAGCUCAUCUAUUCAGUUGCACAGGCUAUCCCUUUCCCUGACCCCACCAUCAGGAGGGUGGGGAGAACAGGAGGAGGAGAGAGAGGGGGGAGACAUGCAUCUUGCUGACUGCUGGUAGCAGCCCUUGUCCCUUCUUCAUCAGAGCAUUUUUUCCUGGUUUCUCCAGAGAAGAAGGUGCAUGUUUGGUUGUCACUGCACCAAGGAAAGGGGGACUAUGAAAAUGAUCCGUUUACGGACUCCUAGUAUGAAAUCUUUAAAUUUGGAGAUGAAAUGCACCAUCCGUCUGCUGGACGACUCGGAGAUCUCAUGCAAUAUUCAGAAAGAAACCAAAGGCCAGUUUCUCUUUGACCAUAUCUGCAACCACUACAGCCUGCUGGAGAAGGAUUAUUUUGGGAUUCGGUUUGUUGAUCCAGAGAAGCAGCGGCACUGGCUCGAUCCUAACAAGCCCAUUGUCAAGCAAAUGAAAUCUCAUCCACCAUACACCAUGUGCUUUAGAGUGAAAUUCUACCCACAUGAACCUUUGAAGAUUAAAGAAGAGCUCACCAGAUAUCUUUUAUAUUUACAAAUCAAGAGAGAUAUUUUUCAUGGUCGUCUGCUUUGCUGCUUUGCUGAUGCCGCAUACCUGGGUGCCUGUAUUAUCCAAGCUGAGAUUGGUGAUUAUGAUCCUGACGAACAUCCUGACAAUUACAUCUGCGACUUCAAGAUAUUCCCUAAACAAUCACAAAAGCUGGAGAAAAAGGUAGCAGAUAUUCACAAAACCGAACUCAGAGGUCAGAGCCCAGCUGCUGCAGAAUUUAAUUUGCUGUUGAAAGCACAUUCCUUGGAAACAUAUGGAGUUGACCCCCACCCUUGUAAGGAUUCAACAGGAACCACCUCAUUUCUUGGAUACACUGCUGCAGGGUUUGUCGUUUUCCAGGGUAAUAAACGAAUACACUUAAUAAAGUGGCCUGAUAUUUGUAAGCUAAAGUUUGAUGGAAAAACAUUUCAUGUUGUUUGGAUGCAGAAGGAGAAAAAAACAGUUUUGACAUAUCAUACCUCAACGCCAGCAGCCUGUAAGCAUCUGUGGAAAUGCGGGGUUGAAAAUCAGGCCUUCUACAAGUAUGCAAAAUCAAGUCAAGUAAAGACAAUGACAAGCAGCAAUAUAUUUUUUAAAGGAAGCCGAUUCCGAUACUGUGGGAAAGUUGCUAAAGAAGUUGUAGAGGCAAGUUGCAAAAUCCAGAGGGAACCGCCAGAAGUGCACAGAUCCCUCAUCCCACACAGCCGAAGCUCUUACUCCUUAAAUAAACAACUUAUAAUCAACAUGGAGCCUCUGCAGCCGCUAAUCCCAUCUCUGAAUGAAGAAGAAGAAGAGGAACAGAUUCCAGUGGAUGAAGGUAUCGUGCUUUUGCAGCAAAAUGAUGCCAGUACUCCCUCAGUACCUGGCAAUUCUCCUGCCAGAAAUCUAGAGACAACGUCAGAGCUCAGAAAUUAUGAGGAAGAGAUAAUCAAAGAGGAGCCUUUAACCAUAUCAGAGCUGGCGUAUAACCCAAGUGCUAGCUUGCUCCCCACCCCAGUAGAUGAGGGAAUUGAUAUGCUCUUUAACAGUCCCCUCAGGGCAGAAAAUGUGAGAGACGAUACUGAUUCAUUUGAGGAAUUAGAUGCAGAUGAAAAUGCCUUUCUGAUUGCAGAGGAAGAAGAGCUGAAGGAGGCCCGGAAAGCACUGAGCUGGAGCUAUAACUUCGUUAUGGGCAACAUGCAGUUGAACGCCUUUCUGAAAAGUUUCUCCAAGCUAAUACUGGUGGCUUUGGGGCUGCUGCUGAUAGUUCUUCCUCUCCUGCUUGUUCUGUUGGAAUCAGACAUUGACAUUUCUUUUCUCCAUGAAAUCCGUCAGACCCCAGAGUUUGAGCAAUUCCACAAUGAGUACUAUUGUCCUCUGAGGAAGUGGGUAGCCUGCAAAAUGAGUGCAGCAUUUAACAUGCUCAGCAGCUCUUAAACUAUUCAAAUAUCUAACAACUGAGGCUUAUAUUCAAAAUCUCAGCACACACUAAAGACCUCCAAUAUACUGGACGGCAGGGGCACAUUUUUUUAUUCCCCAAACUAUUUAAAAUAUUAUAUUUUCUGUAUAAAUUCAAAAUUAAACAGAAAAAUGUUACCAAAAAGAAAGAAGUGCAAUGUGUAAAUCACAACGUUAUCACUUUUUUUUAUUGUACAGUGAGCAGUUAUGUAUAUACAUAUAUAUAUUUAAUAAGGUAAUGAUAGAUGUUGAAACAGAAUAACAUAUGUAAACAAAGAAAUGUUUUGACCAGAAAUUAAGGAUCAUUUUGAAUAUAAACCUCAGUUUAAUAUUUUUAACACUUCCUCAGCCAGAGAGGCAUGUAUAACUUUUGGGGGGGGGGGGGAGUGCAUGCCUGCCUGGCUGUGAAAGAGUUAACCGAUGCCUAUACAAGCAACAUUUUUGCUGUUUUUAUUUUCAUACAUUUUUAUCUGUUGAAAUAUUUUGGUAAAUUUGUAGCAAAGAAAUGUCUUCUUAAAUUAUUUAAUUGUACAGACAAAUGGGGGGAAAAUGCACAAAGAGCAUAUUGAAACUUUUUUAAAUGUCUGGCAAUGUGUUUUUUUCUUUCUUUAUAUUUCCUAGACUUUGUAAAAUCAGAUUCAUUUUUUUUUCUGUAAAAAAAAAAAAAAGAAGAAAAAGAAAAUACAUAAUGUAUGCACAGCAAAUGAAUGCAGAGAUUUAUAUGAUUUGUGACGUGUUAUUUAUUUAUUCUUGUUAAUAUAUUAUAAACCUCGCUCAUAGGGCACCGAUCUCCU
Molecule: messenger RNA, 2838 nt
Organism: Bombina bombina (fire-bellied toad)
Lineage: Eukaryota; Metazoa; Chordata; Amphibia; Anura; Bombinatoridae
Gene: FRMD3
Product: FERM domain containing 3
Exons: 14
Coding region: 230-2023 (597 amino acids)
Cellular component (GO): cytoskeleton
Molecular function (GO): cytoskeletal protein binding
Source: RefSeq, a predicted model, not a curated record